Ilex paraguariensis (yerba mate) is the source of this 1539-nucleotide messenger RNA. Lineage: Eukaryota; Viridiplantae; Streptophyta; Magnoliopsida; Aquifoliales; Aquifoliaceae. The record is from the annotation of a GenBank genome assembly.
CGUCACUCUCGCCUAGUUUUUGCAGACCUCGACAGCUCGGAAUCAUGGAGGUCGGUGCUCUCUUCAGAACCCUAAAGCCUUCCAGUUUGCUGCUCACCAAGUCUCUUACAGUUCGAUGCUGUUCAACGUCUCCUACACCAAUUCACCCAGGAGGAAGAAAACUGGUGAAGAGAGCAUAUGAUGGAUUGCUAUUGGAUGCCGGGGGUACCCUUUUGCAGUUGCCAAAGCCAGUAGAAGAAACAUAUGCCGCAAUUGGGCAAAAAUAUGGAUUAAGUACGAGUUCAGCUGACAUAAAGCAGGGAUUUAGAAGGGCUUUUGCUGCUCCGUGGCCGGAAAAGCUUCGGUACCAGGGAGACGGAAGGUCAUUUUGGAAACUUGUGGUUUCGGAGGCUACCGGUUGUGACGAUUAUAACUAUUUUGAAGAAACUUAUGAGCACUAUGCAAAUGGUGAUGCAUGGCGUCUUCCAGCUGGAGCCCAUGACACAAUGUCAAUUCUUAAAGAUGCUGGAGGUUAUCAAGUGUUUUCUUUGUCUGCUACAACUAAUCAUACUGAACCUGAAUGUUUGUUAAUAUCAUCUCUUUUGCCUUUUCUUUGCUUCUACUUAACAAAAACUGUGGUACUGGUACAGUUAAAUUGGCUGUUGUAUCCAAUUUUGACACCCGCUUGAGGAAGGUGUUGAAGGACCUCAAUGUUCUAGAUCUGUAAGUAUCAAUGCCCUCUUUUGUUCUCGUGUCUUGCAAUCGUUGCUCAAGCUAAUAGCUCCUUUUUUUCCCUGCUAAGUGUACAAGUUAAUGUCAAUACUGGGAUAAUCAUGCAGUUCUAAAUAUAUCCAUAUUUUGGUGAGUGUGAUUUAAAUGCUCUUUGUGUUGGUAGAAUAGUCCAUGAAACUGGUUUGUUGGAUGGGUGAUUCACUGCUCACCAAAGUGAAGAUACAGAUGCCCCCCCCUGUGUGUGUGUGUGUGUGUGCUCGUGCCCGUGGGUGUGUGGUUUUUUGUGCGUGUUUGUUUCAGGGUAUAUUUGAUGGGCAUGCACUUAAGAAAGGGCAAUGAUAUCGUACAACAAGUCUCCCUAUCUAAUUUAUGGAAUUUUUAGUCCUUGAUUUUUUUUCUAGGUUUGAUGCUGUUAUCAUAUCGUCGGAGAUUGGAUACGAGAAACCAGAUGCAAAUAUAUUUAAGGCUGCUUUAGACCAAAUUGGUGUGGAGGCUGCUAAAGCAGUACAUGUUGGAGACGAUCAAAAGGCUGAUAAGGCAGGGGCUAAUGCUGUUGGGAUUGACUGCUGGCUAUGGGGUACAGAUGUGAAGACAUUCUCAAAUAUACAAAAUUGCAUCCUCCAUUCAGAGCCAUAGGUGGGCAUGGGUCUCAUACUGUCCCCUCAACUCAACUCUUUUAUUUUCCCUCUCCUUUUGUUUUGUGUAAAGUUGGUUUUGCUAUCAUAAAGAGGUCAGAGGCCAUCAACAUAGAUUUUGAGAAUUAUUAUCCAUACAAAGGGUUUAAUGUGUUGGAGAUUGUUUGAAUAACUUUUUGAUGCAUUAUACAGG